Molecule: messenger RNA, 2530 nt
Organism: Orussus abietinus
Lineage: Eukaryota; Metazoa; Arthropoda; Insecta; Hymenoptera; Orussidae
Product: membrane metallo-endopeptidase-like 1
Exons: 18
Coding region: 56-2206 (716 amino acids)
Biological process (GO): protein processing
Cellular component (GO): plasma membrane
Molecular function (GO): metalloendopeptidase activity
Source: RefSeq, a predicted model, not a curated record
CCUGGAAGGAAAGCAAACAUUGGCUUCUUUAUGCCGUCUGAAAGAUUUCAGAAAAAUGACCUUCUUCUUGAGUCUCCAAUUUAUAGUAUUCACUUCAUUCUUCAUUGCAUUAGCUUUGAAGCCAAAACCGGAACGCUCGACUAAGUCUAAAGUUUCUCAAAUAAAUCCUCUGAAGAUUCCUUCAGCGAUAGAUUUUGGUCCUGAAAUUGUACGAAACCAAAAAGGAGAUGAACCUUGCGAUGAUUUUUACGAGUAUGCUUGCGGUAAUUGGAGGGAAUUACAACUGAUAAAUGAUUCUGUAAAUGUAUUGCUUACUGAACAUUUACUGAAAAGUAGGAAUAAAGAACGAAUAAGAGAUAUUUUUGAAAAAAUUCACUCCAAUGCUGGAGCGCUGGGAAAGGCAAAACAAUGGAUGGACACUUGUCUUAAUGAUGCUGAAAUCGACAAGGCUGGAUUGAGUUCCAUCUUAUUCUACGUAAAUAAAAAAGGAGGAUGGCCGAUGACGAUGACUUCUACCGAAUGGAAUCCAAAUACUUAUUCAUGGCAUGAUAUCGAUGAGUAUUAUACAAGACUCACCGGAAGUUCUGCAAUGUACAACAUUACUAUUAGAUAUUCUCAGUACAGUGACAGACAGAACAAAAUGAUAAUUGCGCUAACCUAUCCAAACUUUAUGUUGCCUUUACAAAAUUAUCUGCUUUCUGGAAAGUAUGAAAGUCCGCUCGGUAAGUAUAAUAAAAAUAUACUGAAGGUAAUGACUGCUUUAAUGAGACAUCAAGGAACAAAUGAACCUGACUCGCUUACUACUGACGUCAGUAAUAUAGUCAUAUUCGAGAAACAUCUUGUUGAGCUAAGGAGGAUGUUCAUCCAAAACCCUGAAAAAUCGUCAGCUGUGGUAUUAACAUUAGACCAACUACAGCAAAGAUAUAAUUUAAAGAAUCCACAAAACGCCGCAAAGAUAGAUUGGUUGAAGAAAGUGAACAAUCUUCUCAAAGUCUCUGGAGUUCGAGUCACUGGUUCUGAAAAGGUUUAUAUACACGAACUUGAGUAUUUCCUUGGACUUCCUUCACUGCUAAAUACUGUAAAUCCUCGAAUCCUAGUAAACUACAUACAUUGGCGAUUCGUCGGCAACAUGUUAAAAUACAGUAUCGGUGAAUUUUGGCAAAAAUUCGGAGGUAAAAUGGACAGGUGGACCCAUUGUCUGCAAGAACUCCCUAUAAUGCAUCCAAUUAAUUAUAAAUACACGAAGAAUUACAUUUCUGAUUCGAGUGUUUCCAUCGUUACAAAUCUUGCCAAAAGAAUUCAGGAACAGUUGGAAAGGAAAGUCAUGACAUGGCCCUGGCUUCCGGACGUCGAUAAGAAGGCAUUACUUCGAAAAGUUAAAAACAUAAAGAUUUAUGUUAAUCGUCCGAGUUGGUAUAGCAUUUCUGCUAUCAAUGAAUAUUACAGUGAUUUAACAAUUGGUUCAGACCACUUAAAAAACAUGAUUAAUUGCAAGGAGCACGAUCUGAAAAAACAAUUGGCAUUAUUCACAAAGCCAUUGGACGACGUACGAGAGUCUAUAAUGUGGAACGGUAAAGUUAUUAUCGAAAACGCCUUUUACCAUGUGGGUUUUAACACCAUAGCUAUACCUGGCGGUCUUUUUCAAUGGCCUUACUUUGCAACAGAUGCCCCGAUGGCCAUGUUGUACGGUGCAAUUGGGUACAUAAUCGGUCAUGAGUUAUCACAUUCUUUAGAUACGAAGGGGAGAAAAUACAAUGAACAUUGUCAAGUUGGCAAUUGGUGGUCCAAGCGAGCAAAUAUUAUGUUCAUUCACAACGCAAAAUGUUUAAUCGAUCAGUUCAAGAAAUAUGAUUAUCCAGAAGCUGGCAGCCAAAGAACAGUUGAUGAAAAUUUCGCCGACAGUUUAGGACUUGAAUUGAGCUUUCAAGCUUUAAUGACGGAAUCGAACACAAGAUCUAAAAGUCUUCGAAAACAAUGUGGCCUUGAACAGUUCACAAAUGAACAGUUGUUCUUUUUGUCCUUCGCUAAUACUAUGUGUGCAUACGUCAAGCCGGAUUUUUGGGGACAGUACAUAAAACAAUUCAAAAAACACCCUCCACCGAAACUUCGAGUUCUAGGAUCAGUCUCGAAUUCCAAAGACUUUAGUAAAUAUUUUAGUUGUCCCAGUUCUAGUAACAUGAAUCCGGAACGGAAGUGCUCUCUCUAGAAGGAAGAUAAAAAUACACUGAAAAAAGAUCGAUGGAAAUUUACAUACAUUUUUACAUCCUACAUAACAGAAGUUUUGCAUAAAAAAAAAACGUACAAUGGAAAAAUUACAAAUCAGACAAUGUAUAAAUGCCCGUGACAUUGUAUAUUUGCAGCAUUGCUGCAUUUUUACUAGAAUUAAAUGUAACGUUUCAUUGUAAUUUUUCUCCUGGCAUGUAAGACCUUUCCCAUCUACGUAAAUAUACGUGUUACAUAGCAAAUUUACAUAUUGAUGCGGAUAAAUAUACGCUGCAGUGGAAAAAUACAUACUAAGAUGUAAACUUAA